Coturnix japonica (Japanese quail) is the source of this 592-nucleotide messenger RNA. Lineage: Eukaryota; Metazoa; Chordata; Aves; Galliformes; Phasianidae. The record is from RefSeq and is a predicted model, not a curated record.
UGUUGAUGGUGCCCCAUAUGGUGCCCAUGUCCCUAAUGGUGAUAGUGCCCCAUAUGNUGCCCAUGUCCCUAAUGGUGAUAGUGCCCCAUAUGGUGCCCAUGUCCCUAAUGGUGAUAGUGCCCCAUAUGGUGACCACGACCCCGGUGGUGACCAUGUCCCUGGUGGUGCUGGUGCCACAGGUGACGACGCUGCCCCCGCUAAUGCCCACGUCCCCUGUGACGACGGCCUCCCCGGUGGUGUCGGUGUCCCCGGUGGUGCCCGUUCCCCCGGUGCUGGUGGUGACGCUGCCCCUCGCCCCGCAGAGAAGCCGGCGACCCCACAGUGCUGGACCGAAGGGGAUCAGGUGCAGGGAGGCAGCGUCCUGCUGCGCUGCUACAGCCGAGGAGGGGCCGCACCGCUGGCUUAUCAAUGGGCCAAGCUGGCAGAUGGGUACGGAGGAGGACGGCUGCCCCAUGGGACCAUCCAAGGCCGUGCUCCAGGUGACCUCCUGAUCCGCAGCGUGUCGGAGGCCCACGCCGGGGUCUAUCAGUGCCGCGUCAGCAACCGCGUGGGAUACGCCACCUGCCAGAUCACACUCAGCCCCUCGCAGAGU